GUGAGUAGUGGAUCUUAGAGAGUCAGACAGUAGGUUAGUGUGUCCGAGUAGGUCUAAGUGGUGAGGAGUGGGACGUUGUCGUGCACCUAACACCACGAUGGACGACUAUCUGAUGUAUGGGUUGCUCGUUGGGUUCUCCCUCUUAGGGACCCUCUGGCGUCUCCUCUUUCCUCCGGAGUUCUGGCACACCUUCACGUGUAGAGUAGAUACCCGGGGUGGUGCCUCCACCAAAUCAUACACGAAGGAGGAGGAGGAGAAGAUGAUCGCCAUCUUGCAGGAGAGGAAGGAGAAGAAGGAGUCCAAGAAGAAGGCCUUGAAGGAGGAGCAGGCGGCCAAAUUGAAAAAGAUAGAAGAAAAGAUGAUCAGAGAGAAGAAGAGGAUACAGAAAGAGGAGGAAGAGAAGUUGAAAGAGGUGGAAGAGGAGGAAGAAGAUGAAAUGUCACUGCAGAGGAAGAGGGGGCAGUACAGUGGAAGUAGGGAUGAGGAGAUGGAGAAGCGGAUCUCAGAGUGGGUCGCCAACUUAUCCCUGGGCGAAGAAGAAGAAGUGGCGAUGUAUAUCCCUAAGGACGAUCAGGAAGCCGCUAUGAGAGCUUGGGAAGCAGAAAAAGAUGUUGUAAAGCCGCAGGCAAUGAAAGAUGAGAAGAGAAUGGAAUGGAGGUUGGCAGUGAUGAGGGAGAAGAAGAGAAGAGUGGAUGUGGCAGCGGAGGCGGCAGAAGAAUUAAAGGAGGUAAAAAACAUAGAAGAGCAACUAGCCGCCCAGACUGAACUCCCAGCCCAAAUGCGAGUCAUAGCUCGAAAUGUUGCACGCCUGGCAUGAAUUCAAGCGGAGCAAUAUGACUUUAGUCGGAGUUAACACAUAGCUGUGCGUUCAAUAAAGUUGGGAUUCCGGG
This is a messenger RNA of Chara braunii, 890 nucleotides long. Lineage: Eukaryota; Viridiplantae; Streptophyta; Charophyceae; Charales; Characeae. The record is from the annotation of a GenBank genome assembly.